AUAAAAAUCGACAACAAAAAUACAGAUUACACUUCUAACCAUUAUUUUAUCUUAAUUACAUUAUAUAAAUUUAUAAUAUGGUAUCUAUUAGAAUUGUCGCUUCAUAGUUCAUGUUUAAUAUAUUACUAAAUAGUAAAUAAUAUACUAUAUUAUACAUUUGUUUAAAAACGAAUUAUCACCAAAUAGUUAUCUGAUGAUUAACUGAGACGUUCACUGAAUUCACCAUGCACAACAACAAAAUAUCUUUUUCUUUAAACUUAGGGGGUCGGUCGUCUUCGUCGCGAUCGGUGGCUAUACCUCCUCCGGCCAACAGUGGACUCAGCAAACAGGGAUAUUCCACAUUGAAUGCCAUAAAUCAUUCGGCCAUUACCACCACUUGGGGCGUACCAAAAAAACGUUCAAAAACCGAAGAAGAGUAAGUGAGCUCGCCAUUCCUAACAUUGGCAUUGAUUUUGUCACUAAUACCUAUGUAGUCGCUCUCAAUAAAUAAUUGUGUUAUAGGUACUUUGAAGAAGAAGAUGAACACCAGCAACCCCAACUUGAGUACAUACCUGCGCCCAAUAGUCCAACAAACCAAAAAUCUGAUGUUGAUUCGGAUUCGUCAGCAGAUCCAUUAGAUGCUUUUAUGGAAGGCCUAGAAAAAGAAGUAACUACAUAACUGCAUACUGUAGAUCAAAUUAUUUUUCAUAAUUUAUUAAUUAAUUCAUUUUGUUUAACUCAAUAUGUACUACCUAAUUAAUACCCUUGUUAGUACACUUAAAUGUAAUAAUUAUUAAUUAAACUAAUUGUUUUUAACAUUUAGAUUACAAAUGUAGAUUAUCAGUUCAAUGAAGUAAUGUUCAUCCUUAUAAUUAUACCUAUCAAAGUUUUUUUAAAUUUAAUUAUAAUACUGUUGUUGAUUUUAAACAAAUAAAAAUAUAAUAACAAUUUUUGAAUUAUUAAUUUAGGUUAAAAAAGAAAAAACAUAUGGCAAAAAACAAAAAAAAGAAGAAGAAAAGGGGAUUAGACAAGAUAUCGAAGAAGAAGACGUUGAAGAAUCAUACUAUAGGUGCGUGCAACGAUAGUACAUUGGUCAUUUAAAGUUAAAUACUAAUAUUAGUUGUAUAAUAUUAACAAAUUUAAUUUGCUUUAUAAAAAUAUACUAUUAGAUACAUGGAAGAAAAUCCUACUGCAGGUCUCGUUGAUGAAACUUCAGACAUUGAAAUUGAUUAUGAUGAAGAUGGUAAUCCUAUAGCCCCACCAAAGAAAAAAGUUAGUAUCAAUAUAAUUGCAAUUCAGUUUUCCUUAUAUUGAUUGAUUAAAACAAAAAUCUUUUACUAUACUUAUGUAUCAUAUUUAUUUUAGGAAAUAGAUCCAUUACCGUCUAUUGAUCAUUCGUUAAUAAAAUAUAACAGUUUUGAAAAGAAUUUUUACAUUCCACAUAGUGAAAUUUCAUCUUUAUCUGUUGAUAAAAUUAUUCAAUUACGUAAGACUCUUGGUCUUCGAGUUAAUGGAGCUGAUUUACCUUAUCCAGUCACCUCAUUUGCUCAUUUCAAUUUUGAUGAUGCUCUAAUGAAAGCUAUUCGAAAAUCUGAUUAUACACAACCCACACCGAUUCAAAGUCAAGCAGUUCCUGCUGCACUCUCUGGACGCGAUAUAAUUGGUAAUUAAUAUAUUUUUAAAAAAAAAUUUUUUUUGCUUAUCAACUGACUGUUUAGGUAUUGCUAAAACUGGUAGUGGUAAAACAUUGGCAUUCAUAUGGCCUAUGUUGAUACACAUAAUGGAUCAGCCUGAAUUGAAAGAUAAUGAUGGUCCGGUUGGUUUGAUAUUGGCGCCUACUAGAGAAUUGUCACAACAAGUAAACAUUAAAGAAAAAUAAGAAAAAUCAUAUAUAUAUAUUUAUAUAAUUAUAUUUAAUUUUCUUUUUUGUAGAUUUAUGUGGAAGCCAAAAAAUUUGGAAAAAUCUAUGAUCUUCGAGUAGUGUGUUGUUAUGGUGGGGGUUCAAAGUGGGAGCAAUCUAAGGCACUCGAAGGAGGUGCUGAAAUUAUAGUGGGCACCCCAGGCAGAGUAAUCGAUUUGGUAAAAAUGUCUGCAACCAACUUAACCAGAGUAACGUUCCUUGUACUAGAUGAAGCAGAUAGAAUGUUUAAUAUGGGCUUUGGUAAGUGGGACAAUAACAUUAUUUUUGUUAUUAACAAAUUUUAAUUCAAAUGAGUGUUUAUUUUUAGAGCCUCAAGUUCGAUCCAUUUGCGAUCAUGUGAGACCAGAUCGGCAAACUUUACUGUUUUCGGCUACAUUUAAAAAGAAAAUUGAAAAGCUAGCACGUGAUAUACUUACAGAUCCUAUAAGGAUUGUCCAGGGCGAUAUUGGUGAAGCUAACACAGAUGUGACACAAAUCAUGUUGGUUAUGCCACAAAGUGACAAAUGCCAAUGGUUAUUAGAUAAUAUAGUUCAAUUUACAUCGACUGGCUCUAUUCUAAUAUUUGUUACAAAAAAAGUUAGUUGUAUCAUUCGAUGUAGAAAAAAAAAACAAAGAAAAACAUUAAAAUAAUUUAUAGUUAGACGCAGAACAAUUGGCCAGUACACUGUCUGUAAAGGAGUAUGAAGUGCUAUUGUUGCAUGGUGACAUGGACCAAGCUGAAAGGAACAAAGUGAUAACAAAAUUUAAGAAACAAGAAGUCAAUGUCAUGGUGGCUACUGAUGUAGCUGGUAAGUUUAUUAUUAUUAUUUUAAUAUUAAUAUUGUGCAUACAUAAAAUAUUGUAAGUUAAAAUGAAGAAAUGACUUAAUAUUUAGAUUAUUUUUCUUUACAGCUAGAGGUCUAGAUAUAGCUCAUAUCAGAACUGUCAUAAAUUACGAUAUAGCUAGAGAUAUAGACACGCAUACACAUCGUAUUGGAAGAACAGGUAUAAAAUAUUUGACAUGAAUUAUUUUUAAUUUACUUUAUAUUUUAUAUAAAAUUAUAUAUCUUCAGGUCGAGCCGGAGAAAAAGGUACAGCAUUUACUCUUGUUACUCCAAAAGACUAUGAAUUUGCCGGACACUUGGUAAGAAGUCUUGAAGGUGUUGGACAAGAAGUACCCAAACCACUUUUAGAUCUUGCCAUGCAGGUAUACUGAAUAUACAUUUAUUUAUUGUGUUGAACCCAUUGUGUUAAUAAUAUUUGUCAAAUCUGUUUUAGAGCACUUGGUUUAGAAAAAGUCGUUUUAAGGGUGGCAAAGGUAAAUCGGUAAAUGCUGGAGGUGCUGGAUUAGGAUAUCGUGAACCGUCUGGUUCUAAAAAUUAUAACGUUAGUAAUAUUUAAAUUUGGUUAUUAGGUUAUUUUAAUAUUAACUGUUUACUAAUAAAAAAAAUAUGUAUUAUAUUAUAGGCAUCUAGUUCAUACCAAUGUCCAAAACCUGCUGCAGCAGCUGCACCGAAAGCAGGUCCAGGAUCAGGUAGACUGUUGGCAUUAAAAGAGGCGUUUAAAAUGCAAUACCAAAAUCAAGUAUGUAGUAAAUUCACAGACUGUUGUAUUCAUUACCAUUAAUAUACAAUAAAAUAAUAGAGUAAACACAAAAUUAUUAAAAUGGUUGAUACUCAUAAAUAAAUAUCUAAAUAAAAAAUUAAUUUAUUAAUAAAUGCAUUGACUGGGGUAUUACGAUAAGUGUAGUUUUCGAAUUAAAAAUUCAUCAUCAGGUAUAUCAUAAUUAAAAUGUCAACAUUUUUUAUUUAUAUAUUUAUUUACUAUAUAUUAAUGUACAUUUUAAUUGUGAUACUUACAGUUUAAAGCCAGUGAAGAUCACACAUGGGAACAAACAGUUGGGUCUAGUUCAACAGUAAAAGUACACACGGGUCCACUGAAAGAAAGAAAAGCAAAAAAAAAUAGAUGGGACAACUGAUAAGCUAAUUUAUAGGCAAUAAUACUUUUAAGUAGAUUGAUCUUGAACUAAUUUCAAUAAGACUUGAAUUAAAUAAAUUUAAUUUAGUUUCAGUUAUUUUAAAUUAUAAUACUAAAGAACAUUGAAUUUAAAUUAGUGUUAAUUAACUAAUUUAUUUAUAAUUAUAUUUAUUAUAAAAUAUUUUCUCACUACUGAAGACAAAAAAAUAAAAUCUGGUGUUUUUUGUAAUUAUUCAUUAAUCCACCAAUUCACAACUGAAAAUUGAAAAAAAUUGUUUUUGAAAUAUGAUGAAUUCCUGUGGUAACUCAAUAGUAAAUUAUUUUUAUUUUUGUAUAAAUAUUUACAAAAUAGUUUUACGAUUUCUUCUUAAAUAUUUUGUAUUGUAAAUAAUUCAUAUCUUUUAUAAUAUAAAUUAUUUAUUAUUAUUAUUAUCAUUACUUGUAUGUCUUAUUUAUUUUAUGCCCUCUUUAUGUACUGAUUUAAUAAUUUGUUUGUGCUAGUGAAAUUAGUGUACUCAUUUAUGUAAAAUAACUAUAUACAUAUAUUUAAUUAAAAGCAAGUAUUGUAAUGAUUGAUGUUAAACAAAUUUCAUUAAAAAAAGAUUAUCAUAAAUAUAGUAAUUAUUAACAAAAAAAAAAUUAUACAUAAUAUAUGAUUAGUGGGGACUUGACCUAAUAAUCUUCGAUAC
Molecule: messenger RNA, 4545 nt
Organism: Cinara cedri
Lineage: Eukaryota; Metazoa; Arthropoda; Insecta; Hemiptera; Aphididae
Source: the annotation of a GenBank genome assembly